This is a messenger RNA of Coregonus clupeaformis (lake whitefish), 1337 nucleotides long. RefSeq names its product sorting nexin-24-like. The record is from RefSeq and is a predicted model, not a curated record. The transcript is spliced from 7 exons. NCBI's taxonomy places the organism in Eukaryota, Metazoa, Chordata, Actinopteri, Salmoniformes, Salmonidae. Gene Ontology annotation, molecular function: phosphatidylinositol phosphate binding. Bases 176 to 694 code for a protein of 172 amino acids.
AUGGGAGCAGUGUGACUUUUUGGCACUUCCAUACCCUUCAGUCGAAACGAGAAGAAGAAUCCAUUCCAACACUAGCCGUAGCUAGCUAACUGGCUACCAAAACAUCCCUAUGUGUCUGCAAGUUAAUAUAUAACUCAGGAUUGUAUGCAUUUAGUCUCGGGUUUGUUUUGCCAAAAUGCAUAACGUCAGGAUUUCCAUACCAUCGUUCCGCUCAGAGGACAAUCCGAUGGAGAAAGGGUACACGGUCUUUAAAAUCGAGGUGCUAAUGAAUGGUAGACAGCAUACAGUGGAGAAACGCUACAGUGAAUUCCAUAACCUGCAUAAAAUACUGAAGAAGAGCAUAAAGCUGCCUGAGAUCCCCUCUAAGCAUGUACGGAACUGGGUUCCCAAAGUUCUGGAGCAGAGAAGACACGGUCUGGAACUCUACCUACAGACUAUAAUUAUGGAGAAUGAAGUUCUCCCAAAGAUAUUCCUGGAUUUCCUCAACAUCCGCCACUUUCCCUCACUGCCAAAAACAGAAAGUUGUGGGUCAUUUGAAAUAGAAUCUGAAGAGUCAAGUAAACUGACCCAUCAGCCAACCAUGCUCUACCAGCGAGACCCCUACCUGCUCCCAUCCACCCACGAUACAUUUUCAAAUGUUGUCAUAGAAGGAGUGAUACAUGGAAUAUUUUACCCAGACCUUCAACCAAGGUAGAGUUACUGAAUGCCAGCUUGGAGGACUUACUACUAACUCUUGAAGACAAAGGGAUGAUUCAGAAAUGUACAGCUUAUAAGAGUUUCAAUUUUGUAAACGUUAUUCUAAUAGUUGUGUGUGUGGACAUAUACCAUUUUUAUCUAUUCAUAGUAAUUUUGUAGUCUGUUUCCCAGCAUUAAUGGAUAUGUUGAUUUAUAUUUUAGAGCAAAGGCCUCAAAGAAAUGCCUUUUCUGAAGUAUUGUUACUCAAAGAUGAACACUACUGUAUCAUGGUUGCAAAGGGAAGGAAUAUUACUGAACAUUUUUAAAAUGUACCAGGAAACUACCAGAAUUUGUUAACUUUCAAGGAUUUUAUUUAAUCUACUACAAGACAUCUAGUGGCCCUUUUGGGUACUUCAGAUUAUCACAGGUGUCUAAUUAUCUCUUGCCCUCUGUCCCUUACAUUAAAAAUAUAAAAAAUUAUCAAAUAAAAAAAAAAUUAUGACAACGCUGUCAAACAUUAUCCUAAAUGUUAACGAUCAAUUUAGUGAAUAACAUUUGUUUAUAUUUAUAUAUGCUUUUUUAAAUUAAAUAGGCUAUUUUCUCUUGAACCAUAUGGCCUAUCCACUAGAAACUCAUGGACAAUAUGGACACAGAUAUAAAAA